GCAGUCCAUUCCAAAAAGAAAACAGGACAUCAUGUCACAUAUUUUUGGUGCUGGAGACUCCAGUUCUGAUGAAAACGACAAAUUUAAAUUGGAUAAUGAAUAUGCAAAAAAGUAUGAUAGCUGGAGAAAGAAAGAAGAAUUAAACAGGCUUAAAACAAAAUAUGGUGAAGAUGUUUUGGAUGAAGAAGAAUCUUCUAGUUCAUCUGAUGAUGAAGAAGGCAUAGAAAUAACAAAGGACAUUGAAAAGGAUUUCUUCAAGACACUGGCUUGUCUGAAAAAUAAGGAUCCCAGUAUAUAUAAAAAGGAUGUAACUUUUUUUAGUAAGAAAGGAGCUGAUGUUAAAGUUAAGAAAAAGGAAAAAGAUAAACCUAUGUUUUUAAAGGACUAUGAAAGAAAUCUAAUUCUAGAAAAGGGGGGAGUACUAAGUGAUGAAGAAGAUGAAAAUGAUAGGCCCAGGACCCCCACUUACAAUGAAGAGCAAAACCAUCUUAAAGAAAGUUUUAAAAAUGUAAUGGAAGACAGUGACAAUGAAAAUGAGGAAACAUGGGGAGGCUUGUUUAAACAAAGGGAAAAAUCUAAAGCAGAGAUAACACAAGAGGAGGAAGAUUAUAAGCAAUGGCUAGUUGGCCAGAAAAAGAGCUUGGAUGAUGAAAAAAUGGAGAAAGACUUGAAACCAUUAAAGGAGUACUGGAAUAAACCUGACCUAGAAGAAGGAGAGAAGUUUUUAAGGGAUUACAUAUUAAAUAAAAAAUAUUUACAGACAGAUGAUGGUGACUAUAUACCCACCUAUGAUGAAAUCAUUCAUGAUUCUGAUAAGGAUUUGUCCAAUGAUGAAGAAAAUAUUGAAAAACAAGAUGAAUUUGAACAUAAGUACAAUUUUAGAUAUGAGGAACCUGAUCAAGAAUUUAUAAAAAGAUAUCCAAGGACAAUGGAAAAUUCACUGAGGAAAACUGACGAUAGAAGAAAAUUAAAGAGACAAGAGGUAAAGGAAAGAAAGAAAAUAGAAAAGGAAGAAAAAAUGCAAGAAGUGAAGAAGAUGCAAGAAUUAAAGUUGAAAGAAAUUGAAGAGAAAUUAGAAAAGCUCAAAGAAAUUACUGGAAAUGAAAGUUUGGGAUUUGCGGAUGCAGAUAUAGAUGGCGAUUUCGAUCCCGAAGAACAUGACAGAAAGAUGCAAGAUCUUUUUAAUGAUGAAUUUUAUAAUGCUCCUGAAGAUGAACAAAAACCAGAAUUUCCUGAUCUAGAUGAAGAAUUAGAAAUUGAAAACUGGGAACGUUAUAAUGGAGACAAUGAAAACACCAAUGAUGAUGGACCUCAUUGUGAAGAUGAAGACUUUAAUAUGGAUUGUGAUUUUGAUCCACAAACAUCCAAAUCAAUUAACGAUGAUGAUCAAGUACAAGGCAGAAAAAAGCGUAAGAGAAAAUCAAAAUUUGCUGUGGCAGUUAGCAAACCAAAACCAAAGUAUGAUCCAAAUGACAAGAAAUUUGAGAAAUAUUUUGAAGAAUAUUACAAGCUUGACUGUGAAGAUAUUAUUGGUGAUACUCCAUGCAGAUUCAAAUAUAGACAAGUUGCACCAAAUGAUUUUGGAUUAACAACAGAGGAAAUAUUGCUAGCAAAUGAAAGAGAAUUAAAUAAAUGGUGUUCAUUGAAAAAAGCAGUUCAAAUCCGAUCAGAUGAAGUGGAGAGAUAUGAACAGAUAGCGUACCAAAAAAAAGGUCAAAACAUAAACCUCAAGAAAAAGAUCAUUCCGAGCUUAUUUGUAAAUACCCCAGAAGACAAUGCAAGAAGUUCUAUACAAAACGUAGAUAAUAAUGAUAAUAACGCGAUAAAACAACCAGAAAAAGAAAGUGAAACAUUAAGUAAAUCCAAUAAAAAUACUGCCGAGAAGAAGAAAACGAAAAAACGUAAAUUAAGUGCAACGGAACCAACUGAAGAAAAUAAAACAUCUGAAAAUGGAACUGAAAGCAGUAAAAACGACACUUCUGCUGAAAGUAAAGAAGUUCAAAAAGAGUCCGAAAAUAAUUCAAAUAAAAAGAAAAAGAAGAAGAAGAAAAAGAAGAACUCCAUUGUAGAUAAUCACACAGAUACAUCAUCAGAUAAGGCAUUAAACAGUAACUUGCCAAACGAAAAAGGAGCCAUAGAAAUAAAUGGUAAUAAAUCAUUUAAUAAAAACAAAAGGAAACAUGCUGAUGGUCAAGAAUUUGGAAAAAGGAAAAAGCCUAAGUUUUCAAAGGAACAAAACAAAAGUCUUUCUAUAUCAGAUGCCAGAUUGUCCGCCUAUGGAAUUAAUCCUAAGAAAUUUAAAAAUAAAAUCAAGUAUAAACAGUAAUAUAUAUAUUUAUAGAAUAUGUAAGAAAUUGAUACAUAAAAAUAUAUUCUGUUAUUUUUGUUCAUUA
Molecule: messenger RNA, 2393 nt
Organism: Diabrotica balteata
Lineage: Eukaryota; Metazoa; Arthropoda; Insecta; Coleoptera; Chrysomelidae
Source: the annotation of a GenBank genome assembly